Molecule: messenger RNA, 2277 nt
Organism: Priapulus caudatus
Lineage: Eukaryota; Metazoa; Priapulida; Priapulimorpha; Priapulimorphida; Priapulidae
Product: ets DNA-binding protein pokkuri-like
Exons: 2
Coding region: 101-1747 (548 amino acids)
Biological process (GO): cell differentiation; regulation of transcription by RNA polymerase II
Cellular component (GO): nucleus
Molecular function (GO): DNA-binding transcription factor activity, RNA polymerase II-specific; sequence-specific DNA binding
Source: RefSeq, a predicted model, not a curated record
UAUUCGUAACAGCUCACAUUACGUCGUGUCCGGUUAGCGAGAAUGCGGUUUAUUGCAACACUAUCGCGCAAGAGUAGCAUAAUAACUUUGCAAGUCAAGUAUGCCUCACAUAAUAGAUGACGAGACGACCACGACGCUGUGGCAAUUCCUACUCGAGCUGCUACUCAGUAAGCGCAACGACAAGAUCAUACGCUGGACGAACGAGAACGACGGCGAAUUCAAGCUCGUGCAGCCGGAGGAGGUGGCGAGGCGGUGGGGCGUUCGCAAGGGCAAGGACAACAUGAACUACGACAAGCUGAGUCGAGCGCUGCGCUACUACUACGACAAGAACAUCAUCAAGAAGGUGCUCGGAAGCAAGUUCAUGUAUCGAUUCGUUUCCUUCCCGAAGGUCGUCAAGACGGAGACGAAGAUUCCCUUUCGCGUCAAGAUGGAGAGUCUGCUGAAGGCCAGAGGUGGCGCCGACCCGCGGAGAUUCGACACCAGCGCCGCCGCUGCGCCGCUCCGCGUUCCCUCGCCCCCGCAGACGACGGCCCUCAGCUACCGCGGCAAACUGCACUCUGUUACGUUCCCAGACCGACAGCAGCAGCAGCAGUACCAGAAGCAGCAGCAGCAGCAGUACCAGAAGCAGCAGCAGCAGCAUCAGACGGAAGAGAUACCGACAGACGCGCUGCGUUUCGACUCGCGGUUUCACGCAAGCGAAAAGGGACCCACCACCACAUCUAAAAACAACUGCAUUUGGUCGUCCAGCAGCACAGCCGGCGGUACGGGGAGUCCCGACUCCGGUGUUUACCCCAGAUGCGCCAUUCUAGAUGCUUCCAACAAAGUCCUCCCUUCGAGUCACAGAAUCUCCGCAUCGUCGGGGAAGAGGACGUCCGAUGGCGAAGAAGAAGGGUACGGCAGCGGAGCGAGCGGGACUUCGGAGAGAUGCGGGAGCGCACAGGACACGUGGCCCGUCGUCGGCGACGACGGCUCAGAGAGAUGCAGGAGCUACGGCGUCGGCGAUAGAUGUCGCGCAGCACCGUGCAGUUGUCCCGUCACACGUAGCGACGACGACGACGACCACCGCGCCUCCAGCGCAGACGACAACGCAAUGCGCAGCCGAUCCAGAAGUCCUCUCCGAUCCGGUCCGGGUCUCCCCCGGAUCUCGCGUCCGGAGAGCGCCCCCGUCGGCCACGCGACAGGGUUUCCGUCGCGUCCGACAUCCGACGUCGUCGUCACGGGUCAGCUCGCCGACGCCGCGUCGCUGGGUUUCUCCACGAGCCGACAGAGCGACGUCCUCGCGCUGCGAUUCUGGGACGACGUCAUGGCGACGUCGUCGGGCGGUCCGAGUCCGCCGUCGGCGACGUCGGCGACGUCGGCCGUGCGUCCGCGGCCCGGUCCGCUCGACCUCUGGCCCGUCAGCAGCAGCAGCAUGGCGGUGGUGUCGAGUCCACGCACGAUGGCGGCCGGGUUUGCGAUGCAGACACCUCUGCUGACGGUCGCCACGCCGAGUCCGUUCUUCUCGUGCGCGACGCCCUUCUUUAGCUCGCUUACGUGUCUGGCGUCGCCCGGCCUCGCGGCAGUCAUGAGCCCCAUUACGAGCUCCCCGCUCGCCUUCCAGUUCCCCGCCACCGUCGCCGGGCUGUCCGGAUACGGAUCCGCCGCGAGCGCCCCCUAUCAGAGCUACGUCGACAUGCGACCGCGUGCCUGCGGCGUGUUCUCACCGGUGCCUCUAUCCCCCGCCCUGACCCCCGUACCUCCACUAUGAUGACGUGUGUAAUUAAUGUAUGUAGGGUGGAGGGAGGGCGGUGCCUCUCUCCCCCGCCCUGACCCCCGUACCUCCACUAUGAUGGAGGGAGGAGAUGGUGCGGCUCACGUCUGUGAACGCGUGGCAAAGUAACACUGAUCUCUAUAUCUCGAUAUAAGCAUACUGGAGGGAUAAGCUAUAUAGAGUGUAUAUUAGAGACAUAAUAUACUAUAAUAUUGAUAUAGUUUAUUUUGUAUCUAGAUCAAUAUAGUAAGCGGCAUUUAGAAUUUCGUCGGCACGUGAAAUGCAAUAGAGGGAAAUUGUCACAGUGCGUUUACACUUACUGAUGACGAGGCAUUUUGUAUUUUACUCUUUACAACGUAUUAAUGUGUUUGUUUAAAGAUUUUUUAUAAUAAUCAACGCAGCAGCAGAGAUGAUGUCAUGGCUCGAAUGUCAGUAUUCAAUUCGUGCUUUUUUUAUACUACCAAAGACGAAUACGUGCCCGCGAACGUGUGCGCUGCGUGUAAAUAAAACAUACAUUUUAUUCGAUA